Messenger RNA from Paramecium sonneborni, 1614 nucleotides. NCBI's taxonomy places the organism in Eukaryota, Ciliophora, Oligohymenophorea, Peniculida, Parameciidae. The record is from the annotation of a GenBank genome assembly.
GAAUAAUCAUACAUUAAUUUGAUUUAUGGGUGGAAAACAAUCAUAUGGACAAGCUAUAAGCACUAUCAAUGAUAAGAAGGCAGUUAUUAUUGGUCAGGUGAAUGUUUAAACAAGUUUUGAUCAUAGUAAAUAUACAAAUGAUUAGUAUGUAGUGACUGAAAUAACUGUAGUAUUGGGGAAUGAGAUUCAUCCAUAAUUAUGGAAUGUUGCAAUAAUGGAAGUAAGAAGUACAGAUAUUGAUUUCCCAUUAACAUAUCGGAGGUUUUGUAUUUCUGAUCCUGUGGUUGAUUAUAAUCAAUAAUACAUUCCUAAAAAAAUAAGUAAUGUUUAGCAAAAAUGAAGAUUAAUUCUCUAGCAUUCAAAGUCCAUAGAAAAUAUAAUUUCAUGAUAAACAAGGUGUUUUUUGGAUGAUUUAAAUUCCAAGUUAUAUAAUAGAACAAGAGUAAAAUGAUGAAUUGAUUAUAUAUGAAUCACGAAUUCAUCCACUUUGUGAGAAAAUGAAGAGGAACAAAUAUCGUGAAUAAUAUUAAUAAGCAUAUAUUGAGUUAUUCAAUAAAAUAGAAUAAGAAGUUAGUUGUCUUUCUGAUUAUAUAUCAAUUGGUAUUUUAGAUAUGAAAUAGAGUAAUCCAAUAUUGGGGAUAGAUAAUUACUCUAUGACAUCUGAUAUAAUUGAAGCAUUUAUUUAAUGUACUCCUAAGAUUCAUAAAUUAAUAUUCAUUUCAGAAAUAGAGACACAAGCAUUUAUUAUGGGAAUAGCAUUAAAAGAUAAGAUUGGAUAAAUUGAAGCUAUUACUUAAAGAUUUAUGGGAUAAGAGAAACAGAAAGAAGAUUAAGGAACCAAUCAGUUAUAUAUAAAUGAAAAAAUAGAAUAAGAAAUAGAGUUUAAAUAAGAAGAGAAUAUACAACUUAAUUCUGAUAAUAGAUUGUAAGAACCUUAGAAUUUAAUCUAAAAGAUUCAGAAACCUUAUAUGAUUAGUUAUUUUAAUGGACAUAAAUGUAUAAAUAAAUAUAUUUAAUUAUUAGAAAAUAUAGUGUAUCAAUUUUUUAGAUAAUUUAAUACUCCUUUAAAUUAAGAAGUGUUUCAAACUAUCAUUCCAAGAGUGAACAAUAAUGAAAACUCUUUGUGUUUAUGUGGUAGAAAAACUAUAAUCAGAAUAAAUGCUAAACUAUGUUGUUAUUGUGGAUUGGAAAGGAGUACUUUUUUAGAAUGCGAAUAAAGAGUAAUAUUUUACAUUAUUUAGGCUUGUGCAAGAUAAUACUGUGCUAGUUGUUUUAAUCCUACUAAAUUAUACAAUUUAUGUAUGUAGGGACAUUAAAUGAAAUUCAUUAAUGAAAUAAACGAAGAUCUAAAAUGUUGUUAUUGUAGAUAAAUAACAUAUCGAUAUGGAUAUUAUUAUUGUAAUAUCUGUUCAUUUAAAGUAUGUGCAAGUUGUUAUUAUUCUAAUUAUGCAUAAUGGCAGUUUUAAAAAGUAAAAAUAAAUAUUUAUUAAAUAGAUGAAAAUCUACUUAAGUUAUUUAAAAAAAAUUAAGCCUAAUUUAAGAUAAGAAGUUUAUUUUUAAUUAAUUACUGAGUAUUUAUUAGAUGCAAAUUUACAAAAAUUAAGAGUAUAAUGA